AUGGGAUUGAUCAAGACUGCAAUUCUGACCGGCGGUGGCAUAUAUGCCAUCAAAAAAGUCACCAAAUCCGCCGAGAACCGUCAUAACACACAGCAACCCCAACCCGACUACUCUCGUCAGAAUCCAAAUUAUCCUCAAGGAUACGAGGGGUUUCAAGGCUCGCCACAAAAUGGUUCUUCUCAACAAGGUCCCUACUACGGUGGCAACCAACAGCAAUACCCAGGGGGAUCCUCCUGCAACCACGAGCAACAUGAUCAGAGUUUCGCUCGUGGCUAUAGUGGCCAAAUCACCCCGCCGGCUUAUACCCAGCAGCCACAAGGUUACAAUGGGGGACCAGUAGGCAAUUCCGGUGGUAGCGAUCGGAAUUACAAGUCUGAAAAGAGAUAG
Molecule: messenger RNA, 387 nt
Organism: Pseudogymnoascus verrucosus
Lineage: Eukaryota; Fungi; Ascomycota; Leotiomycetes; Thelebolales; Thelebolaceae
Exons: 1
Coding region: 1-387 (128 amino acids)
Source: RefSeq, a predicted model, not a curated record